Molecule: messenger RNA, 3048 nt
Organism: Fopius arisanus
Lineage: Eukaryota; Metazoa; Arthropoda; Insecta; Hymenoptera; Braconidae
Product: lymphocyte-specific helicase-like
Exons: 3
Coding region: 1-2958 (985 amino acids)
Cellular component (GO): nucleus
Molecular function (GO): DNA binding; ATP binding; ATP-dependent chromatin remodeler activity
Source: RefSeq, a predicted model, not a curated record
AUGGAGUUUCUCACUGGAGAGGGACACCAGCCGUCUUUGGAAGUAAAACAUCUUCCGGAGGGAGUGGAGUCCGAGGACUCAGGAUUUGCGAGCAUCGCCGGUUCAGAAAAUUUGCAAAAUGACAAAGCUGCAGAUCAUGAAGAAGGUGCUCUUAUUGAGGCACAGAGGAGUUUCGAAGAUCGUGCAGCAGCUGUACGAGCCCAGCGGGAGCAGCAAAACGAGAAAAAGCGUCAGGAUACUUACAAACGCUUGUUGCGCUUGGUGUCAAAGAGCCAAGUGUACUCUGCGUUAUUUGCCAAGAAGUUUGCCGCACAACAGAACGAGCUAGAGGAGUCGAAGAAUGAAGGCAGUUCGAAGGAGCACGCAGAUGACACGGAGGAGCCCAGUGCAAAGAAGGCAAAACUCAGCCCUGACGUUGAUGUUAAAAAGCCUGAGGCAGGGAUAGAGGAUAAGCUAGAUGAGAAUAAGGAGAAGAAAACCUUCGCCCCCCUGAAGUAUUUCAAUGGAGAUUUACGAGACUACCAGAAAGAGGGUCUCCAAUGGCUGAAAGCCCUCUACGAAAACGGAAUGAAUGGAAUCCUAGCUGACGAGAUGGGUCUUGGUAAAACCAUUCAGGUGAUUGCGAUGAUAGCUCAUCUCCUGGAGAAGCGCCAGGCUGGAACUUAUAUACUUACCCUAGCCACUUCACUACUGAAUAAACAUCCUCUCGAUAUUUCAACAGACAAAGCUGCAGAUCCUGAAGAAGGUGCUCUUAUUGAGGCACAGAGGAGUUUCGAAGAUCGUGCAGCAGCCGCACGAGCCCUGCGGGAGCAGCAAAACGAGGAAAAGCGUCAGAAUACUUACAAACGCUUGCUGCACUUGGUGUCAAAGAGCAAAGUGUACUCUGAGUUAUUUGCCAAGAAGUUUGCCGCACAACAGAACGAGCUAGAGGAGUCGAAGAAUGAAGGCAGUUCGAAGGACCACGCAGAUGACACGGAAGAGCCCAGUGCAAAGAAGGCAAAACUUAGCCCUAACGUCGAUGUUAAAAAGUUUGACGCAGGGAUAGAGGAUAGGCUAGAUGAGAAUAAGGAGAAGAAAACCUUCGCCCUCCUGAAGUAUUUUAAUGGAGAUCUACGAGACUACCAGGAAGAGGGUCUCCAAUGGCUGAAAGCCCUCUACGAAAACGGAAUGAGUGGAAUCCUAGCUGACGAAAUGGGUCUAGGAAAAACUAUUCAAGCAAUUGCCAUACUUGCUCAUCUCAUCGAGCAGAAGCAAAGUGGUCCCUACCUGGUGCUGGCCCCUCUUUCCACGACUCCAAAUUGGCUGUCAGAGUUUGAGAGAUUCACCCCAGAUAUUCCAGUAGUCUUCUUCCAUGGAAGCGAGGUAGAGAGAAAUCUUCUAAAGAAGAAGAUCAAGCGUCCAGUGUCUGUCGAUGGCUUCAAAACCCAGCCAGUCGUCCUAACGACCUACGAGGUGGCACUCAGGGAUAAAGACUUCUUGAAGAGCCAAAACUGGCGGUAUCUCAUCGUGGAUGAGGGUCAACGCCUGAAGAACUCAAAGACUCAAUUAUCUCAGGUGAUGCAAGAAAUAAACUGCACGCAUCGUCUCAUCCUGACUGGUACUCCACUGCAGAACAACCUCAAUGAGCUUUGGUCCCUCCUCUUCUUUCUCAUGCCGGAUAUCUUCAAUGAUCUGGCUGUCUUCGAGUCCUGGUUUAAUAUUGAGGAUUUCAGGAACGAUGAGGGCACCAACAGACUUCUGAAGCAAGAGGAGGACAAGAAAGUUCUCCAAUCCAUCAGGGAGAUCCUCAAACCCUUCAUGCUGAGGAGACUGAAGGUUGAUGUCUGCUUGGAUAUUCCACCCAAGAAGGAGGUGCUGGUUUAUGCACCAAUGACAAAACUCCAGCGUGAUCUGUAUUCGGCACUUUUGAAUAAUGAUCUCGAUGCAGCUACAGAGGAAACUCCUGAGGAUCUUAUUGUUGAUGAUGACUUCGGAAGGAGACCUAAACGCAGAUGUACGUAUAAUAAUCCAUAUUCCUCGAUGAAUAUGAGUGUGAACAUUCAUGGAACUCCUGGGACUCCUGGGACUCCUGCAACACCUAGGACCCCUAAGCUUUCUGCGACUCUUGGAACUGCUGGAACUCCUGGAACUCCCAAGAGUCGUAGAGACACAUCUCGUUUCUCACACAUACCAAUCACUGCUGAGAACUCUGAGUUCUUGUCAAAGCUCAAUGGAACGAAUCGCACGAUAUUGUAUAAAAAAGUGGUCAAUCAUCCUUAUUUGAUUCACAAUCCCUUGGCCGGUGACUUUCCUCAGGGGGGAAAUGAUUUGAUAAGAGCUUCUGGAAAACUUAUGGUACUCGACAGGAUGCUAGAGAAACUCCACGAACGUGGGCACAGAGUAUUGCUCUUCUCAACUCUGGUAAUUAUGUUGGAUCUAAUAAAGGAUUAUCUGCAGAUGAAACCAUGGAAGUAUUGCAGGCUCGAUGGAAAUGUGAAUGUUGCUGAAAGAAAGGAGUCGAUCAAACUCUUCAAUCAUGAUCCCCAGUAUUUUCUCUUCCUCAUAAGCACAAGAGCUGGGGGAGUAGGUUUGAAUCUUGUUGGGGCAGACACUGUCAUCCUGUUUGAUAGUGAUUUUAAUCCACAGGCUGACAUUCAGGCAAUGGCGAGGUGUCACAGGAUUGGGCAGAAAAAGCCAGUUGUCAUAUACAGGCUCUGCAGUAAGGGCAGUUAUGACGAGAUCAUUAUCAGUCGUGCUAAAGCAAAGAGAAAACUUGAGAUGCUCGUUAUUUCCAAGGAGAUUGAUGAGAUUAAAUUCAAUAAGGAGGGGAUCCUCAGACUGAAGAAGCUCCUGCAGGCCAGUGAACAUCAGGCAGCCAAUUCGCAGGAUGAGCUGUUUACUGAGGAGGAAUUAAAUAAACUUUUGGAUAGGAGUGAUCUUGUCGCUGAAAUGCAGAGCGCUGGGAAAUCUGUGGAGUGAAUAAGGACUUAUUUUUAUGUAAAAUCCACGAAGCCAAAGUUGAUUUGUAUUAAUUAAUCUCACCAAGUGACUAGAUAGCUUUUUACUUUA